Gadus macrocephalus (Pacific cod) is the source of this 4320-nucleotide messenger RNA. RefSeq names its product nfe2 like bZIP transcription factor 3 (gene nfe2l3). Gene Ontology annotation, cellular component: nucleus. The record is from RefSeq and is a predicted model, not a curated record. NCBI's taxonomy places the organism in Eukaryota, Metazoa, Chordata, Actinopteri, Gadiformes, Gadidae. The transcript has 5 exons. The coding region runs from base 403 to 2370 and encodes 655 amino acids. Gene Ontology annotation, molecular function: DNA-binding transcription factor activity, RNA polymerase II-specific; RNA polymerase II cis-regulatory region sequence-specific DNA binding. Gene Ontology annotation, biological process: regulation of transcription by RNA polymerase II.
GGCCCUCAGUAUUAGCUAUGCAAAUCCUCAACUGAUGUCCUCUCGCCACACUACCGGUACAUUACUUUGCUAGGCUCAUAUACUUUAUACAAUGGGAAAUCUUACGUUCGUUUCGCUGUCUUUAGUUCGCUAGGUUAUUUUUUUCAUUUGACGGCCGUUGUGUUUUAUGUGAUACGAGAAUAACGGUGUGGACUAUUUCAUUAAGGGAAGAUGACGGUAACUGUCACCCGAAACUGAAAGCUAAGAGCUAGCAGCUAGCUAUCGCACCGGCACGGGCGGACCUCUUUGUCUGACAGGAGAACUCGUGCUCUUUUGUUCGUGUUUUUUCUUUGUUCAUUUAGAUAUAGGAUAAUUUACGAUAGGAAUUGAAUAAGCCGUAGCAAGUUUUAGUAGAACUAUAAAAUGCAAAUCGCAAAAAAAUAUUUCACAGAAGGCCUGAUCCAGUUUACGAUCUUGCUUAGUUUGAUUGGAGUUCGUGUUGAUGUCGAUAGCUACUUGAAUGGCUAUUACCCCCCUCUGUUUGACGUUAACUUGGGUCCCAGCUCUGCUUAUACCCAGACGCCCUUCCAUAGUUUGAGAGAUAACCUAGACGGAUAUAGCGUGCAUCCCAAAUGUCCCGAGUUGGACUAUUUCUUUGCUACUCGUCGGCUUCUAGACGAGGUGCGUACUUUGGGUUCUCCAAGGUUCCCCACACAGCUGAACACAUGGCUGGUGCACCAGGUAUCUGACAGUGAUCAGCCUGACCCAGGAGACUCAUCAAAUGGCAACAACAGAAUCGACAUCAACUUAGAGGUGGGGAGCACCGCGAGCAAUGCCAACGACGAAGGCAAACAUCUGCAGAGCAGUAGCCAAGGAGAACGCCAAACCACACAAAAUCUCGCCGAACAAGGGCCUUGCACUUCUGGAGCCUGCCAGUUACCCGAAGAGGAGGACGAUGGCAGUUCUGGAGGGGAGGAGCGAGUGUCCCCAAGUCAGCUGCCUCACAGCUUAAGUCUUGAGCAAGAGGAUCUACUGGAUGGCAACACAUCGCUCUCUGACCCAGCAGCAGAACCUCAUGCUUCUGCCGUCAACCAGCAUUGGAGUCAUUUCCUCGCUCUGCAAAUCGCUGAUCUUGAUGACUUGGACUCCUUGGUAUCAGAGCCCCUCUCUGAUCUGUCGGACCCUGAUAUAACCGGAGCCAUCAGCCAGGAUGUAAGCCUGCGUGAUGCGGUGGUGGGCGGCCCACAGGCCUACGGCAGGGUCUCGCAGAGGGCUGAGGCCAGACCCGUCACACGGCAACAACCAGCGCCACUCCUCCUCAUGGAAUCCACAAAUUCCUCGCAUCUGGACUCUUCUUCGGGUAUGACCCUUGACCUGGCCGGGCCUUUCACCUCUGGAUAUAAUGUCAGCAGGAAUGGGAGCUCCCAUGAUGGGAUGGGCGGUUGCCUGGACGAGGCCGUGUUUGACCAGAUCAACAUGCUCGGUCUGGGGGGCAUGGAUGCAAUUGAUAGCCACCUGCUGAACUGUCUGGAGAGCAUCAAUCCGAGACUGCUUGAAGAUCUGGACUCGGACUCCGGUCUGUCCUUGGAAAGCGGCUCCCAAGGCCCCACCUCACCAGGCACCUCCGUGGUAUCGUCCUCAUCCAGCUCCUACUGCGAGGACGACCGCGGCGCCACUGGCUACAGCAGCGAGGUGGACUCCAUCAACUCCAAAGGCAUCGCCGACUACUCCGCCAUAUGGUCCCUCGAAGACCUGAGCGACGGCGUGUGGCACGACCACAGCUACUCCUCCCAGGCCCUGUACCACCAGCCCUCGCCGACGUCCUUCCCCCACAAAGGCAUCAAGGAGGAGCCUCUCAGCGACGACGAGGACCAGGGGCUGGACAGCAGGGAGUCGAGCCGUGACGAGAUGCGGGCGCGCGCCCUCCGCAUCCCCUUCACGGCCCUGCAGAUCGUCAACAUGCCCGUGGACGAGUUCCUGGAGGUCCUCGAGGCCCACGGCUUCUCCGGCGAACAGGUGACCCUUCUGCGAGACAUCCGCAGGCGGGGAAAGAACAAGCUGGCGGCCCAGAACUGCCGCAAGCGCAAGCUGGACGCCAUCACGGGGCUUCAGGAGGAGGUGGCGAGGCUCCAAGCCCAGCGGAACAGGCUCCUCAGGGAGAAGCAGCUCACGGCCAAGACGAUGGGAGCGGUGGGCCACCAGAUAAAGCAGCUGAGCAGGGACGUCUUGUCCAGGCUGAGGGAUGAUUCAGGACGACCCCUGCACCCAGAGAGAUACACCCUGCAGUGCGGGGCAAACGGACGGGUCUCUGUUCAGCCCGUGAGAAGACCGGCGGUCUCUACAACAGCUGGCAGUAAAACAGAUAAAAGAAAGAAGGACAAAAAGCAGUGAUGCAACAUGGCCAGCUGGGACUUGACGUCAUCGCCUAUUUCUGAACUUGCUCGCCUUGUUCUGGUGAAGGUUUUCUUCUUUCCGAGGGUUUGACGGAUUAAAUGCUCUUUAGAGAUAUAAGGGGUAAUGAUAAUGACUACACAACCUGAAAGAAACACCUGUAAAUAAAUGUUCUCUUGGGAUAAAAUGUAGCUUACACACUGGACAAUAGAAUGUGGUUCACUGAUCAUUGGCAGAGGUGAUUGGACGAUUUCAGAUCUUACUUGCCUUUCCAAGCCACAUUUUUUUCUCUCUCUCUAUCUCUCUCUGUUUGUGAAUUUAUUGAUUUAUUAUUGUACCACUUUCCGAUCGGAAUUGCAGUUAAACCAGCCAGACUUUGGAUAUAGGAUCAUGGCAGGUUGACAGUGACAUGUGAAUUAGAUGCAUCUUAAUAUAGAUGGCUAUAUACAUCUCCCCCCGCCCGACCCCGCCAUUCCUUACCUUAACUUCACACCCCAACAAUGUAAGUGAUUGUAGACUGUAACUAUUUAAGUGUUUCUGAAAGAUGUACAAGUCUCUGAAACUGUCGAGGGCAAUACAUAUAUUUAAUUAUCUGUGGAAUUAUACCCUUGUAUAGGUUUCUCCUACACCCCUGGUGUGGGAGAAACCUUCCUUAAUACAGGGCACAUUAAUUAAAAAAAAAACGAAUAUAUAAACAGUUCACAAACACUGCAAAGAUUUUCCAAAUUGGGAUGUUGUCGACCCUUAUGUAAUUUUGAGAUAUUCAACCAUAUACUUUUGAGAUAACUUGAAGGCCUUACAUGAAAUAAAUGUUUGUUUUUAUAUUUGUGUAUCUGUGAUACAUGGACUGCACUCUUACCAGUGAAAUGUUGGACUUGCAGCAUUUGUAAGUUCAAAGAGCUGGUUUGCAUACAUAUUAUUACGCCUCAUAUUAUUUUGUAGCUGUUCUGCCCUACUAAGUACUAUUCAUGACCAUUGAUGUUAAGGGUGUGUGGGUUGGUCUGGAAAAUAUCCACAGACCAUCGAUCCUUUAUGAUUAACUCAUCACUAUUUUGCUCCUUCAUGUACAGAAGCUACUUCAGCACUCUAAAAGUUCAUUUCACUCUGACUGCCCAAUUAAUUAAGCUAGCAGGCAUCACAAUGUUGUAAGAUCAUGUGAAAUACUGCUUUUGUUUUGAAUAGAAUAUACCAGAUAUCCUCUGUAUUUAAAUUAUAAAUGUCCUUAUAACACAUAAAAACUACAGUUUAAAGCUAAAGCAGGUUACAUAUGAGUUAGGCCUCAGCUUUUAACAUCAAUGGCAGAGAAUGGUUCUUGGCUAGGUCGGAUAGUCAAACACCAAGUACACCUAUGCACAUGACCCUGGCAAGGUCAGGGGAGCCUUCAGUAGUGCCCAUAAAUCAACAGUAAAAUGUAUCCUAUCAUCAAGGCAUGUCCAAUCUGAUGACAUUAAGUACAUUCACACGGUAUUUGAGCAUAGAUUAAGGUACAUUUGAGAUAUAUGUUUGCCUAUGUGCAUGUAUGUUAUGCACUCCCUUAAAACAAUAGAUGUUUACUGGUGAGGUGGUCGAUCUAAACCACUUGUUCACCAUUAACUAACGAAUGGCCGAAGUAUAUGAGGGUGUGUUGAGUGUGCAUUUCAGAUGAGCUGAUGAGAAACUGUACCAAUGAAAAAUCCUAUAUGCAGUUGUGUGUGUGCGUGUGUGUGUGUGUGUAAGAGAAAUAAGAGAAUGGGAAAAACGAUGCACAACAUUUAUAACGUUUUAGUGCAACUCCUUUUGGUUCUUUAAUAUUCACUUUUUUUUUGCCCAUUUUUUUAUAGGCGACAUUGGUUGUUAGUGUUUAAGCAUGACAUAACAGUGAUUGAAGAAUGCUGUACUGUGCUGCACUAUUCAAUACAAAAAGGUUUUGUAUUCUUUGGUUUAAAAAAUAAAUAAAAUAUUAAAAACGUC